GGAAAAACUUGUCUGCUGCCGACCCUGGAUGUUUUUUUUCACUGUGGGAACCGGCACCUGGACCGAAAAUUCCUUGCAGAACGCACAUUGUUUUCCCGAGUGUAUAAUGACGGCUCGACUAUGAGGUACGUUGUCAGGUAAAAGCAUUGCUCCAAAUGAACGUUCUUCCAGGUUUUGUUUCUUAUUCCCGCAUAGGCCUUAAGCAUUAAUCCCUAAAGCAAAGUGGCUCACUCUUUGGUAACAUGACAGAAAAUCACAUGGUGUGUGACUCCCCACAGCAGCUUUGGGCCUUAGAACAUUUACAAGCAUUUUUUUGAAAGUUUCCAGAGUUGUUAAACAAAAGGAUUUACAUUUUGCGGUCAGAGGUGAUCGUCCUUAAUCUACCUAAGUGUAUUUUGAACUGGAUUGUGCUAAAGAAAUUGGCAAUAAAUGCUUUUCUGAAUACCAGGGCAUCUAUUUCUAUCCACUCUGUUACCUUUGUAUAUUUGAUAAGUGUUUGUCUUCUCCAUUUUAAGCUUUUCAAUGAUGAUGAACAUCCGGUAAAAUGUUGAGAUGCUGUUAACGCUUUUGUCCCCAGUCAGUCACUAGAUGGUGCAACAACAAAGGUAUGUUCAUAUAUAAUUUGAUUCAUCGACAGGCAGUUCAUCGAGCCACGACCGUUCUCCACAAAAUAAUAGUUUGAAAGCAAGUAAAAUAACAGAUUAUUCAAGUUUAAUUUAAGUGACGCCACUUGUGGAAGUAUUCAUGUGACAUAGUUGUACGCGUUCAUGGUCCCAUCACACCAUCAAGAGGAGGAUGUAGAUGAACCUCUGAUCGUACGGUAAAACCAAACGCAAUCUACUGAAUUGUUCUGAUGUACUUUUGUUUUUGUAUUUCAGAAGCGUUCAGAUCUGUCUGUUGGUCUCAGCUGUUUUCUGAAGAGGAACAUCUCGACCUCCAUUAGUGACAGGCUUGUUGGUAGUGGAAUGGAUGGGUUAACGUCUGUCUCUGUCCGGGGCUUUAAAUGUCCUCUGCCAUGGAAAAGCUGGAGGCUGGGAGCAGCAGCCCUGUUGUGCGACAGAUAGACAAGCAGUUUCUGGUCUGCAGCAUCUGUCUGGAUCACUACUCCAACCCCAAGGUCCUGCCCUGCCUGCACACCUUCUGCGAAAGUUGUCUGCAGAACUACAUUCCCCCAGAGUCCCUGACGCUCUCGUGCCCAGUGUGUCGGCAGACUUCUAUUCUGCCGGAGAAAGGAGUCGGCGCUCUACAGAACAACUUCUUCAUCACUAAUCUCAUGGAGGUCCUUCAACGAGACCCACAGUGCUCACGGCCGGAGGACUGCGGUGUCCUGGAGUCGGUGAGCGCUGCAGCGGCAGUGAAGCUCCUCUGCUGCCCAAACCACGAGGGAAAGGUGAUGGAGUUCUACUGCGAGUCGUGUGAGACGGCUAUGUGUCUCGACUGCACGGAGGGCGAGCACAGGGAGCAUGUGACUGUUCCGCUGCGUGACGUGGUGGAGCAGCACAAAGCUGCUCUGAAGACACAGCUGGAUGCCAUACUCAGCAGGCUUCCUCAGUUAACCGCAUCCAUCGAGCUGGUGACUGAGAUCUCCCGCCAGCUGAACGAGAGGAAGAACGAGGCGGUGGCAGAGAUUACCAGCACGUUUGAUGAGCUGGAACGAGCGCUGCAUCAGCGCAAGACGUCCCUCAUCACGGACCUGGAGCUCAUCUGCAGCACCAAGCAGAAGGUCCUGCAGACCCAGCUUUCAUCGCUCCUUCAGGGGAAGGAGCACAUCCAGAGCAGCUGCAGCUUCACGGAGCAGGCGCUUAGCCGCGGGAGUGCUACUGAGGUGCUGCUGGUUCAGAAGCAGAUGAGUGAGCGGGUGACGGCGCUGGCCAGACACGACUUCCCAGAGAGGCCACAUCAGAACGCACACCUGGACUGUCAGGUGGAGACUGAAGGUUUGAGGCGCUCCAUUCAGAACCUGGGAGUCCUCCUCACCACAGCCGCUGUGGCUCACACCUCGGUAGCCACAGGAGAGGGCCUCCGCCACGCAGCAACCGGGCAGCACCACACCAUUACUGUGACCACCAAAGACAAAGACGGGGAGCUGGUGCGGAGUGGAAAUGCCGUUUUAAAGGCUGAGCUCACGUCUGUCGACGGAGGGCGCGUUGCAGAGGCCGAUGUAGCGGACAAUAAGAAUGGGACCUACGAGGUGGGCUACACGCUACGCUCGGAAGGGGAGUACUCUUUCACUUUGCUGCUGUACGGGCAGCCGAUACGCGGCAGCCCGUUCCGACUGCGGGCGGUCAAACCCUCGGAUGUGCCGCAGUCCCCGGACGACGUGAAAAGGAGGGUGAAGUCUCCCAGCGGGACGGGGGGCCACAUACGGCAGAAAGCAGUGCGUCGCCCUUCCAGCAUGUACAGCACCACCAAGAAAAAGGAGAACCCCAUUGAGGACGAGCUCAUCUACAGAGUGGGUUCCCGAGGCCGAGAAAAGGGGGAGUUUACAAACUUACAAGGAAUAUCAGCCUCUUGUAACGGCAGAGUGGUGGUGGCUGACAGCAACAAUCAGUGCAUACAGGUAUUCUCCAACGACGGACAGUUUAAGAUGCGCUUCGGAGUCAGAGGUCGGUCGCCGGGGCAACUUCAGAGACCAACGGGCGUCACAGUGGACAUGAACGGUGACAUUGUGGUGGCCGACUACGACAAUCGAUGGGUCAGCAUCUUCUCCUCUGACGGCAAGUUUAAGAAUAAGAUAGGUGCAGGUCGGCUCAUGGGUCCCAAGGGUGUCGCUGUGGACAAGAAUGGACACAUCAUCACUGUGGACAACAAGGCCUGCUGUGUCUUCAUCUUUCAAUCAAACGGGAAGUUGGUGACUAAGUUUGGAGGCCGGGGGACGUCUGACAGGCAGUUUGCAGAAAAACUUUCUCCAAAUGUAAAUAAAUCGGGCUCAAUUUUCAGUCCGCACUUUGUCGCAGUGAACAACAAAAACGAAAUCAUCGUGACGGAUUUUCACAAUCACUCCGUAAAGGUGUACAGUGCGGAUGGAGAGUUCUUGUUCAAAUUUGGCUCUCAUGGUGAAGGCAACGGCCAGUUCAACGCCCCCACUGGCGUGGCCGUGGACGCCAACGGGAACAUCAUUGUAGCUGACUGGGGUAACAGCAGAAUACAGGUGUUUGACAGCACAGGCUCCUUCUUAUCUUAUAUCAACACUUCAGCAGACCCGCUGUAUGGACCCCAAGGCCUCGCCCUCACCUCAGAUGGACACGUGGCUGUGGCCGACUCUGGAAACCACUGCUUUAAGGUGUACAGAUAUCUGCAGUAGGCUGCAGACAUCGAGGGAAGACAUCGAAGACGCAACCUUAAAAUCUCUUACUGCUCGUGGACAUAGAGCUGCAAUGUGGGCGCACACUGGCCCCAUGUUCCACAAAUGCAUUUCCUCUUUAGUUGUGUCUGUACAUAGUUUAGAAGAUCCAAUAUUGAGAGAUAAAAUGUUUACAUUAAAAACAACCAAAACACCAACAAUUCAAGUGUUAUUAAAAUGUAUUUUAAAGACAAAAUAAACUAGUGAUCCCAAAUAUGAUUGCAAGAAGUGACAUUCAUUUCCUCUUUGAGGAAAAAUACACCUCGGGAGACUGUCCUGGUGUAAUCUCAAGCACUUUGUAAAAAUUAAAAAAAAAAAAAAAGCGUCCAUGUUUACCCUAGUUGAUUAUAAAUUUAGCUUAGGAGAUUUCACCAAACUCUUUGAAAAAGUGAACUGGAAAUCUAUUCCUGGAAUAAGGUAUAUUUCUGAAUACAGACGGCGCCACUGGCAGUAGCCUGCCGGUCUGCAUUGGGUGAUACACUGCGAUUUGUUCAGGCCAUGCAGAUAAGAAACAAACCAGCCAACGGAGACACGGAUGCAGAAGUGUUCUACUGGUUUCCUGAUUAUGCUUUAGGGAUAAAAGAACAAUGCUCAGGCCUUUCCCUUGCAAACUUGUGUGUCGGUGUGCACUAGAAAUUAACCCGCCAUCAUGGCCUUCAAGUUUUCGUUAGUAAACACAACAGAUCCAGACAGGAAUGUUUUCUUUUCAAAGGAAUAGUUUAUUUUUCUCCUUUUGCACUUUACCACAAGAUCCUCGUGCGUGGAUAUUCAGAUUUUUGUUUUCUUUGAAAUGUUCAGUUAAAAUUUUACCUUUUUUGUUUUGCUGCCCAAAGGAAAAGCAAGAAGCACAACAGUUAACAGAACAAUGAGGCUUUUGAACACAGCGUCCUGUUCUUUUAUUGACAAAACAAACAAUCUAGUAUCUAACCCCACUAGUUAUUGUACCUUUGUGUAUUCAACCUAAUGUAUUGUUCAUAUUAUGCACAUUUUGAUGUAUGUGUCAUUUCACUAAAUAGCCUACUUAUUGCAGUACUUAAUCAAUCAACACUGGGUAAUAUAUCAAUUCUAUAUAUAUAUUAUGACAAUAGGUCAUGCCGAACUGAAUGACUUGCAAACAUCAAUGGAACAAAGUUGUACCCAUUAUUUGCUGUAUUUCUUUUUAAAAGAACUUCAUUUAUUUUUGUUUGCUUUUCUUUUCUACAUGAUUUGCUCAGAAAAAGUAUUUUUCUAAUUGGUGUAUUUGAACUGUCUUUGUACAUAGACCAUGUAACUAGUAGCACUGAAAGCCUGCGUUCGCUCUUUGGCCUCUCCAGAGCUCACAUCCAGUUAAACAGUAACGUUUCCCGCUGCCAAAAUGCACCGUUGUAAGUUUUUGAACAUUGCACAAAAUACAAAGAUAAUAGUUCUAUUGUUUGCGAGAGUAAUAUAUGCCUAUGUAUAGCUAUCAUCCUUUGUAACAUAAUCAGAUUGUUUAAUGUAUAUUACAAUCACAUUAUAGUUGGAGUUGAUUAGCACCAUGUCUUGUCAGUAGUUGUAUUCGGUGAAGGUUUUCUAUUUGAGCAACACACCAGCUAAAAUCAGACAUUUCUUUCAACUUUA
This is a messenger RNA of Gasterosteus aculeatus aculeatus (three-spined stickleback), 4942 nucleotides long. It is a transcript of the gene trim3b, whose product is annotated as tripartite motif containing 3b. The record is from RefSeq and is a predicted model, not a curated record. Lineage: Eukaryota; Metazoa; Chordata; Actinopteri; Perciformes; Gasterosteidae. Gene Ontology annotation, biological process: proteasome-mediated ubiquitin-dependent protein catabolic process; protein polyubiquitination. Gene Ontology annotation, molecular function: ubiquitin protein ligase activity; zinc ion binding; protein binding.